This is a messenger RNA of Ornithodoros turicata, 869 nucleotides long. RefSeq lists its product as uncharacterized. The record is from RefSeq and is a predicted model, not a curated record. The transcript is spliced from 4 exons. The coding region runs from base 111 to 587 and encodes 158 amino acids. NCBI's taxonomy places the organism in Eukaryota, Metazoa, Arthropoda, Arachnida, Ixodida, Argasidae.
CCAGUACAUCCUGGAGUGAUGAAGUCGAGGACAUCUCCAGAUCAACAGUUUGCUCAGUUGUAAAUGACAAGUUUCAUCUAGAGAUACUGAGGCUUCUGCAUGCCAUCAAGAUGAAACAAGAACAACAUACGACCCAACUUGACACUCUGGUGUCAUUAGCUACAAACUCGGGAGUGGCCGUGCCCGAGACAGAUGAUGUGACUGAAGGCCCCUACAGCAGUUUGGAUGACUUCCUGAAGUUCGAUUCAUCCCUGACCUCCAGCACAACAAGAGGAAAAAUAAAGCGUUUCUGGUCAAGUUUUGGAGGAGCAACAGUCCACGACACAGCCACAAGGAUCCUGAGGCUGCUCUGCACAGAUAAUGUGGUCGCUAACUUUAGCUAUCAGGGUGCGAAAGGGAAGCUCAAGUUCUGCGAACUAGAGUCUUGGGCAGUGCUGCGAGAUGCUGUCAGGUCUAACAAGCGGCUGAAGGAAACAACAGACUUUGACAUCGAAAUGGUUGUCAAGUCUUGGCUUCGUCAUGCUAAAGAACGGGACCACAAGAGAACAAGGGAGGAGCCUUCAUGGUCUUGUCAACAAUGCAACUAACUAGUAACCUUUCCACCAUUAAGCUAAGACAAGUCUUGCAAGAUGAAUAGAAGGCUCAGCAGACAUCUACUACAUUGGCUUACAAGCUAGCUUUUUAUGUACCGCCUUUUGCGAACAAAUGUGUAUGGAUAGCAUUGAUAGGAGAACUGGAAAUAUGGUCGUCAAGCCCAAUCAGGAAAGCAAGCGCACAGUAUCAAAUUUGUAAAAGCGAUAAAAAUACACACGACGUACACAACGAAUUAAAAUUUUAACAACAGACAUUGACGUUUCGGAGCCUAUGCA